Nicotiana tabacum (common tobacco) is the source of this 1592-nucleotide messenger RNA. Its product is annotated as transcription factor bHLH14-like. Lineage: Eukaryota; Viridiplantae; Streptophyta; Magnoliopsida; Solanales; Solanaceae. Gene Ontology annotation, cellular component: nucleus. Gene Ontology annotation, molecular function: protein dimerization activity; DNA-binding transcription factor activity; transcription cis-regulatory region binding. The record is from RefSeq and is a predicted model, not a curated record. Gene Ontology annotation, biological process: regulation of DNA-templated transcription.
GUAUAUAAGUUGCAAUCAUAUUUCCCUCAUCGUCCUUCUUCAACUAUUCAUCUCUCCUUUCCAUCUCCAUCAUCACAUCUAAUGGAGUAAUCUAAACAAAAUUACUACCAAAAAUGAAUGAAGUAAUUUUUCCCGCAACAUCAUCAUUUUCUACACCAGCCUUAAUUUCUCAAGAAAAUCAGCCAUCAACUCUUCAACAGAAGCUUAAAUAUAUUCUCAAUAGUCAAACAGAUUCUUGGGCUUACACCAUUUUCUGGCAAACUUCCAAUGAAGAUAACAAUGGGAGCCUCCUCUUAACUUGGGGCGAUGGCCAUUUUCAGGGGACCAAUAAAGACAUAGAAUGGUUCUACGUGUUGUCACUGGCUCAGUCUUAUUCUGUUAAUGAAGGGGUUAUAGGAAAAGUUUUUAGUACUGCUACUUUUGUGUGGCUAACAGGGGCACAACAAGUUCAGUUUUGUAGCUGCGAAAGGGCUAAAGAAGCUCAGAACAAUGGCGUUAAAACUCUAGUUUAUGUUUCAAUUUCAAAUGGGGUGCUCGAAUUGGGCUCGAGUGAUAUAAUCAAAGAGGAUUGGAGCUUGGUUCAACAAGUCAAGUCUCUGUUUUCUUCAGAUCAAGAAAAUGGUCCAAUUUAUAACUUUCUUGAUCAAAAUACCAUUUAUUUUGCUAAUAUUGAUCUUGUCACCGGCUUGCAAGAAGAUGGUCAAGAAUCAGAGAACAACAGUAACAAAAAUCAGGAAUCAAAGCUGAAGAAAUUCGAAGAGGUAGCCACAACAAGCCAUGUUUCAUUUCCAGAUUCCGAGCUAUCGGCUUCAGAUUGUCAAUUAUUAGAACAUCCGGUGCAGAAAAGCAGAGUUGGAUCUAAGAAAAGGACCUACAAGAAAAGGGGAAGAAAGCCAGGAGAAGAUUGCGACAAGCAAAUGAACCACGUAGAGGUGGAGAGGCAGAGGAGGGAGAAACUCAACCACCGAUUCUACGCGUUGCGCUCGGUGGUUCCGCAGGUUACAAGAAUGGACAAAGCCUCAUUGCUAUCAGACGCUGUGGCCUAUAUCAAUGAACUCAAAGCCAAAGUGGAUAAAUUGGAGUCAAAACUUCAUAGAAACUUGGAGCUCAAGAAGAAACUGCAAAUGGAAUCCAAUGAUGCUGUGGACAACCAAAGCUCUACCAAUUCGGUUGAUCAUACAUUGGAGGUUGAAGUGAAGAUGGUGGGUCCAAAUGCCAUGAUUAGAGUUCAAUCAGAAAAUGUGAAUUACCCAUCAACAAGAUUGAUGUGUGCACUUCAAGAUCUUGAACUUCAUGUCCACCAUGCCAGCAUCUCAAGUGUCAACAACAUUUUGCUUCAAAAUAUAGUGAUUAGAGUUCCUAAGGAGUUGAAAACUGAAGAUGGAUUAAGAGCUGCUCUUCUUAGAAGCUUAGAGCAAAUAGAGGCCUGUUGAUAUAUAAUUGCCUUAUCUUGUCGUUUAGUUUUGAGCAUGUACAUAUUUCUUUUGCCUUUUCUUCCUUUUUAAAUCUUCUUCUAGCUAUUAACUAAUAUCCGUAUGUAUCCAUUACCCUAUUUCUUUUCAAUAACGCUGUGAGCCUGUGACUAUGUUUUA